AUGGAUGGCAGACAAGCGAACGGCCACGCCAACGCCAACGCCAGCAGCAGUACCUCAAUGGCGAGUGCCAAUGCGAGUUCCACUUCGAGCGCGCGGUGGGAGGAGGAGCGAUUCCCGGACAUUGUGGUGGGAAUUGAUUUUGGAAUGACGUGCACUGGCGUCGCAUACACGAUCGGACCGGAAUGGGGCCCUCCCAAGACGAUCCAGCGCUGGCCUGGCAAACUGCUCAGCGAACUGGCCAACAAAGUCCCCACAGUGCUGCUAUACGAACCGGACGGGAAGACAGUCAAGGAAUGGGGGUUCGGAUGCGACUCCGCGGACGACGGCGCCGAUAUCAAGGAAUUCUUCAAGCUGCACCUGGCAGUACAGUCUGACAGCGAUGGGCCGGGCAUCAGCAAGCAGGAGGCAAGGCGCUGGUUCAAGGACUACAUUACCUCAAUCUACAGCCACGUCGUGACGCAUUUCGGCAAUACAAUCCCCGGGUUCGACCGGAUGCGCGUGGAGUUUAUCUUCAGUGUGCCGACGACGUGGAAGGACGUGCGCAUGAUCGAGGAGAUACGUGCCCUGAUUAACGCGGCCAUUGGAGGACCGUACCAUUGGGCUUGUAUAGGGCUGACCGAGGCGGAGGCGGCGGCGGUUUAUGCCUGUCGCGACUACUACCGGACGAGUGAUAUUGUCCUGGUUUGCGAUUCGGGGGGUGGCACGACGGAUGUCAACGUGCUGAAACUGGCUUCAGACCGCGGGCAGCCAUUACAGCUGGAGCAGCUGGGGAAUGUCGAAGGACGCCCGAUCGGAUCCGUCUUCAUCGACCGUGCAAUAUAUAAAAUCACCGCCGAGCGCCUAUCCAAAGUUAAAGACGAGCUGACGCAAUCCCCUGAACACAUCGCCUGGAAGAUGCUCUCCGGUCCCUUCCAACGACUCAAAUGCGCAUACGGAACUGAAGCAACAAAGACGCCAACGCUGAGCUUGGAGGUUCCCUGCCUGAAAGUCCCAGGGGCAGAUCUUCCUACUGCAGGAAUCUAUUCUGGACAGAUGCGGCUGCAAUGGGAGUACAUGAAGCACGCCUUCGACAAGAAAAUAGGAGAGAUGUGCCAUCUGCUCGACGGCCAGAUCCAGCAGAUGGAUACAAAGUACCCACAUACUCGAAUAUCAUACCUCGUUCUCUCCGGCGGCUUCGGAAGCUCGCCGUACGUCAGGGAGUGCUUGCACCAACGAUACGCAAUCCCAGGCGUAGCAAAACACUCCAACGUAAUGGGACUGCAAGUCCUGAUGGUCGAAGAACCUCAACUCGCCGUGGUGCACGGGCUCGUCCUCGACCGCAUCCAGCAGCUCAAGCAAGGCGUCGUGAUGUUCGGAUCGCGAUGCUCUCCGGUAAGCUACGGGAUUGUGUGCGACCUGCUCUACGAUCCGGUUAAGCAUUUGGGCGAGAAGGUCCGACGCGAUCCGCGCGAUGAUAAUCUCUACGCGAUUGACCAGGUGGAGUGGUUGAUUAUCCAGGGCUCCGCGGUCCCUCACACAGGUAUAUCAAAAGACUUCCAGCUGAAAAUGAAACCCGGCGAAGAGGAUCUGCCGUGGAAAGUGCACAUCGUGAUGUCUACGAGUCCACCGCACCAGCUCCCGCAGAGCUUAGAGGGUAAAGGCGUGCAGCAUGUCUGCAGCCUGGAUGUAAACACCGACAAUGUGGACCGGAAGAUGAAGAAUCGGCGGUGGUUUAACAUGCGUCCGCGGUAUUGGCGGGCAACCUUUGACGUCAGGGUAGUCGUGGGCGCGGCGGAUCUUACGUUCCAGCUAUGGUCGAAGGAUCAGAGGAUUAGGAGUGGUGGGCAUGAGCCGAUUAGAGUGCAGUGGAUGCCUGCGGAGGAAUUGAAUGGGGGGUUGAUAAUGAAUUAA
Aspergillus puulaauensis is the source of this 1890-nucleotide messenger RNA. RefSeq names its product Hsp70 family protein. The transcript has 8 exons. The record is from RefSeq and is a predicted model, not a curated record. NCBI's taxonomy places the organism in Eukaryota, Fungi, Ascomycota, Eurotiomycetes, Eurotiales, Aspergillaceae. The coding region runs from base 1 to 1890 and encodes 629 amino acids.